UGAAACACCAGGAGGAGGAGGUGUGUGUUCGUGUGUGUAUGUGUGUGUUUGUGUGUGUAUGUGUGUGUUUGUGUUUGUGUGUAUGUGAACAGAUUCCUAUACCUGUGGAUUUUUGUGGUCGAUGCUGAUACAAAUAUUCUUUGCACACCAGGGGGCGUCACGAUGAUUAGACUGAAACAGUCCGUGACGUCUCACAACCAAUCAGCAGACGGGAAAACCUGCCGCGCACUGCGCAGCUGUCAGCGACGUCACGGUAAAAACCAGGAAGUGAGAUGACGUCACAGAGGCGCCGAAGAGAAGAAGAAGAAGUUCGUGCGGAGAUGAGUGAAAGCGGCGCUCAGCUCUUUGCUCGUCUGGAGGCUCGUCGCUGUCUGAAGGACAUCGAACCUCGUCUGUUUCCUGGCGAUGGCGGACCCCAACAUGGUGAGGUGGUGGAACUGUACGGCUCCGAGGGAACAGGAAAGACGGAGCUGCUCUACCACCUACUGUGUCGCUGUGUGUUGCCAAACGCUGCUGGUGGACUGGAGGCGGACGUUGUGUUUGUGGACACAGACUAUAGUCUGGACAUGUUACGACUGGUCAGCAUCAUGGAGAGCAGACUGAACGCAGCUCUCUCUACCUCGGCCGCCUCAGACGAGGAGGCGUGUCGUUCGUGUCUGUCUCGCCUCCUGGUCGUCCACUGCUCCUCCUCCUCCCAGCUCCUCCUCACCCUCCACUUCCUGGAGAACUCCUUCUCGUCGCGCCCCGGCCUGGCUCUCCUCCUCAUCGACAGCAUCUCUGCGUUCUAUUGGCCAGAUCGCUGCGAGGGCGGGGCCAACCUCGCCAAGCAGGAGGAGAAGCUCAGCAAGUGUUCAGAGCUGCUGGGCCGACUGCUCAGAGAUUACAGGAUCACUGUGUUUGCCACCUGCCAUGCCAUCAGGAGGAGCUACAGCGGACCCUCCUCCUCCUCCUUCUCGGACCCCGACCGACCGUACCUCUGUCGCGCCUGGCAACGACUGGUGAUCCACCGGCUGCUGUGCUCCCGGCAGGAGGCUGGGAACAACAUGGCCGCCACCGCAGGAAGACGGCAGGUCUUGACCGUCCACUGCACCUCCUCCUCCUCCUCGGGGACGAAGGCUCACAGGAGCAGCUCCUUCUACGUGACAGACGGAGGAGUGGAGUUCACCUGAUCAAUGAAAACAUAGUUCUCUACACUUUGUUGGUUGAUCAAUAAAGAUGCUUUAUUCAGAGGUCAGUAAA
This is a messenger RNA of Scophthalmus maximus (turbot), 1239 nucleotides long. RefSeq names its product X-ray repair complementing defective repair in Chinese hamster cells 2 (gene xrcc2). Gene Ontology annotation, molecular function: ATP binding; ATP-dependent DNA damage sensor activity; ATP hydrolysis activity. Gene Ontology annotation, biological process: DNA strand invasion; double-strand break repair via homologous recombination. Bases 273 to 1169 code for a protein of 298 amino acids. Lineage: Eukaryota; Metazoa; Chordata; Actinopteri; Pleuronectiformes; Scophthalmidae. The record is from RefSeq and is a predicted model, not a curated record. The transcript has 7 exons. Gene Ontology annotation, cellular component: Rad51B-Rad51C-Rad51D-XRCC2 complex; centrosome; replication fork.